CGCCACUUGUGAGCAAGAGCAUAACGAAGCGACGCGGGAAGUGCUGAGGUAUUUUGAGGAAGAAGAGUCCCUAAGGACACUAAAAACAUAAUCCUGGGAUUCUUUUACCUGUAAACAGAAAGGACAGCAAAAUGGACAAAUCAAUGAGUAAAAGGAAGUUAAGGUCGGGGAAGGAAGUUGGCAAAGACGAGCCACUACAUCAAGUGGAAGGAAGCGAUUCCAAAGUUGUUGAAGGAAGUGCUGGAGGUCCCCCUUCAGCUAAACGAGCCAAGGCUGCUGACAUGGCUAGUAACAUCACCGGGGAGCAGAAGAACAAGGAAGGUGCUUCGGUUGAAGCAGAGGUGGAGGCUGAAGAGGCACGCGGCAAAGAAGAUGCAGGUGAUGAAUCUCAGCCUGACAAGAGUGGUGGUCAAAGAGCUGUCGAAGGUCGCACGUGUUCCCUCUGCGAUUUUGUGGCCAAGACCCCCACUGCCCUAAAAGUACACGUCACGAGGAAACAUUCUGGCGAAGGGACUCCCGUUAGGAAAACCGAGCCCUCGAAAACACUGCGACAGCGCAGGGGCAGCGAGAGCGAGAGGCUCGGAGCACCGGAGACAAAUAGUGCUGACCUUAUAGACAAGCAUGUUAAAGAGCCGCAAGAAGAAAAACAGGCCAUCAGCUCCACUGAUGGUCAUUUGCAGUUUGAAGAUGUCUCUGUUUGCCAGGCUGAUGACCUUAACAACACUCAGCUUCAGAGAGAGAACACUGCACCGGGGGGACACGCCGACAACAUCUCAUCACCUAAGUGUCAAGAAGCGGGAGAAAAAGAGCUGAAAAAAUCAGAAAUGGACAUUACUGGCAAAAUGGUGGAAGGUCAGUCUUCCUUAAUGGGUGACAAAGAUACAGCAGUCACCCAGGCACAGAUGGAGAGGGAUGGUGGUGACUGCAAAAGACCUGCACGUUCCACUAAAGACACCGGAGCCGAGGGGAAGAAUCUCCUUCCCAAAACAAAAGCAAAAAGGGACAAUCAAGCUACCAGUCAGACGGGCACAGAGGGCACGAGUCUCAGUCCCACUCAGAUACUUCUGGAAAUGGUCGAAGUGGUUGCAGAGAACACAUGCGAGGAAGACAGUGACAGAACGCAGGAGUCUAAGAAAGGUUCAGCGGAUUCAGAGCGCAGUUCUGAGGCCGCUGGGGACAGCGCUGCCGUUGAACAAGGCGACAGUCUUAGCUCAGACUGUCAGAUUGUCAAUGUCACUGGCACUGCACAGGUGGCAGAAAUGGUUGAAGGACAGGAGAUGCCUGUUUGUCAGAAGGCUGUGAAACGAGGCCCGAAGCCAAAGACUCAGCACACAUGCAGCUACUGUGGCCACGUGUUUCGGGACAAACCAAGCCUAGUGAUGCACGUUAAAAGGCGCCACACCAAAGAAAUGAACUUCUUUUGUGAGCUCUGCUCUUACGCUUGCGUGGCUAAGUGCGAUUAUGAAAAACACUGCUCAAGCAACAAACACAAAAAAAGGGUUUCGGAGGCAGGCAACGUCCCAGGUGACUUGCCCACUGCAGGUGGUGAGGAAAAACUGGAGGAUGCAGUCAAGAUGGCGACCCAGGUCUCCAGCAAAGUCUCUGAGUCAGUCCCAGCGAGCGUUGCACAGCUUCAGUGUAAGGCCCAAGGAGACCAGACUGAUGGGGACACCUGCGAUGAUCCAACCACAACAUCUAAUGCAAAAGAGGUAGAACGGAAGGACGACAGCGUGGGAGAGGAUGUCCAAGAGAGUGCUGAGGAGGCCAGCGCAUCCCAAGGCCAAAAGUCCCCUGGCAGGGAGCUGUCACCUGGCGAUGACCCGCAGAGGAGCAAGGAGGAUGACACUGGGUUGCAGCCGUCUGAUGGAGCUGAGCAGGCUGUGACGACUGGCACGCCGGCGAACGCGGAGGAGCUCGCUGAGAAAAGCAGCCCGAAAAAAAGGCGAGGUCGACCGAAGGCGUCCACCCUGACAACGUGCGACUACUGUGGGUUGGUGGCUUCCAAUGCCACCAACCUCAGCGUCCACAUAAGACGGAGACACAGCCAUGAGUAUGGAUUUGUCUGCAAGGUGUGCAGCUACUCUUGUGUGACCAAAGGUGACAUGGAUCGUCACUGCACUACAAAGAAGCAUAUAAAACGAGUGGCAGUCAGCAGGGCUGAUUCUUCAGAGGACAGCCAAGUAGACCCUACUAAUGUGGUGGAGGUCCUCAUCAGUAAGGCGUCUGCUACAGGGGGUCAGCCGAGAGAGGGAGAGGUCAUGGAGGCAGGGUCUGCUCUAUCCACAGAGUCUGGCACGGGGCCAUUGUCCCACCUCAAGAACGGACAGCAAACUCAAACAGAUGCCGUGCAAACUGAAUCAGAUGAUCAGAUGACUGGUCCAGCUCAGAAAAAAUGCAAGUAUGACUCGGUAAACUCCUGUACCUACUGCGGGUUUGUGGCUCAUUCUAUUCCAUCCUUAGAUCUCCACAUCAAGCGCAAACACACACGAGACUUUGAGUUUGUCUGCAUGGCGUGUAAUUACUAUGCGGUCACUUGCAGAGAGAUGUCGCGACACGCCACUACUGAUAAGCACAGACAGAAAAGCCAGGCUUACCUGGAGAAUCUGGGGAAUAAUGAAAUUGAUCUGACUCAACUGGAUUCAAAGAGGGUGGCACAGUCUGAGAGCAACCUUGAGAGCCAAAAUGUGACAGUUGAAAAGAGCCCCAGCAUGCAAGAGGCUACCUUGGGUGAAGACCACCAGACAGAUGCUGGGAAGUUUCAAGCAGGCUCCAGCUCUGAUGGGGAUGUUGUGACCUGCAGCAAUGAGGAGGCGGUUGAGCAGGCAGAACAAGACUGUACCCAAGUGAACACAAAUGUCAAAGCAGUGACUGUAGAGGAGAGCAUAGAGGAUGCUGCAGUGAUUCAGGAAAAUGUCCAGUCUGACAGUGAGGUGGAAAAUACUGAGCUGAAAGGCCACAAAAGCACGGGUCCAGGAGAUGACCAGGCUGUCCCAGAAGACUCUCCCAGUGUGGUCCAUCCUGCCCAGGAGUCCGCUGGUGACCUUGAAGAGGAGGAGUCUGAAGUGGAGGAUGACUGCUUACUUGAGGGCUCGUCGGACGCCGACCUGGAGUUUGCCGAUGGGAGCGGCGACAGCCUCUGUGCGGCUAAUAAAUUGGUGAGGGCGGUGCCCUUUGACGCGUCCAUCGUUCCCUUCAAAGCUGUGUGCGAGGGCCAGGUCUCAGGGCUGGCCAGGCCCCAGGCUGCAAAGAGGACCGCCUUUGUCAGCAGGCCUCCGUCCGCCGCAAGCCCCCAGAGGAAAAGCAAGGUGCUCAUAAGCUCCGGGACCAGGGGCGGGGUGACCGUGCGGAUCCGCUGCGAGGACUGCGGCUUCAUGGCGGAUGGCCUGAGCGGCCUCAACGUGCACAUGUCCAUGAAGCACCCUUCCAAGGAGAAGCACUUCCACUGCCUGCUCUGCGGAAAGUCCUUCUACACCGAGAGCAACCUGCACCAGCACCUGACCAGCGCCGCCCACCUGCGCAACGAGCAGGCCAGUAUCGAGGAGCUGCCGGAGGGGGGCGCCACCUUCAAGUGCGUCAAGUGCAGCGAGCCCUUCGCCACUGAGCAGGACCUCUUCAUGCACAUCAAGGAGAAGCACGAGGAGCUGCUCCGGGAGGUCAACAAGUACGUCCUGGAGGACACGGAGCAGAUCAACAAGGAGCGCGAGGAGAACCAGGGCAGCGUCUGCAAAUACUGCGGCAAGGUGUGCAAGAGCAGCAACUCUAUGGCCUUCCUGGCGCACGUCCGCACACACACAGGAUCGAAACCGUUCAAGUGCAAGAUCUGCGACUUUGCCACAGCGCAGCUGGGAGAUGCUCGAAACCACGUCAAGAGGCACCUGGGCGUGAGAGAGUACAAGUGCCCUGUCUGUGGGUGGGCCUUUGUGAUGAAGAAGCACCUGAACACACACCUGUUGGGGAAGCAUGGGGUGGGGCGUCCCAAAGAAAGGAAGUUUGAGUGCAAGCUGUGUGACCGCUCCUUCAGCGAGAAGUGGUCACUGAAUAACCACAUGAAGCUGCACACCGGGUCCAAGCCCUUCAAGUGCACCUGGCCCGCCUGCCACUACUCCUUCCUGACCAUGUCGGCCAUGAAGGACCACUACCGGACCCACACAGGAGAGAAGUCCUUCCUGUGUGACCUCUGCGGCUUCGCCGGGGGGACGCGGCACGCCCUCACCAAGCAUCGGCGACAGCACACAGGAGAGAAGCCUUUCAAGUGCCAGCUGUGCAGCUUCGCCUCGACCACGCAGUCCCAUCUGACCCGCCAUCGGCGCGUACACACGGGAGAGAAGCCCUAUCACUGUCCCUGGUGCCACUACAGGUCCAACUGUGCUGAGAACAUCCGCAAGCACAUUCUCCACACUGGCAAACAUGAGGGGGUGAAGAUGUACAACUGCCCCAAGUGCGAGUAUGGAACCAACGCCCCAAUGGACUUCCGCAACCACCUGAAGGAGCUGCACCCGGAGAUUGAGAAUCCAGAUCUGGCAUACCUACAUGCAGGAAUCGUGUCCAAGUCGUUCGAGUGCCGUCUGAAGGGCCAGGGCGCGGCCUUCGUGGAGGCGGAGACGGCGUUCGCGGCGGAGGAGGCGUCGCCCGAGCGGGCCCCCGGGGACGGCGGAGAGGAGGAGGUGGGCGGGGAGGCCGUGCAGCAGGUCAUCAUCAUCCAGGGCUACGGCGAGGAGUACGCCAUCGACAGCGCGCUGGAGGAAUCGGCCGCCGCCACGCUGCAGACGCUGGCCAUGGGUGGCCAGGUGGCCGAGGUGCUGCACAUCACGGAGGACGGGCAGGUCAUCGCCGCCUCCGCCCCGGCCCCGGGCAGGGGCGUGGCCGGCACCCCCCACCCCCUGUCGGCCGGCUUUGUGCUGGUGGAGUCCGGGGAGAUGGGGCCGGUGAUCAGCAGGCCGGAGGUGGCGACCGAGGCCCCUGGGGGCACCGUCCCUGAGUCCUCCAGCGCCCUGGACGCGCUCCUCACCGCGGUCACCGAGCUGGGGGGCGACGGGCGGGGGCAGCAGGAGGUGGGAGAGCUCCAGGUGCAGGGCGACGGGGCGGAGGUGGCCGCCGAGGUGGCGGGGGAGGUGGAGCAGGUGGAGGUGGAGGGGGAGGGCUCGUACGGCGAGGUGGUGCAGGAAGGCAUGGUGACCCAGGUGGAGGAGGAGGUGCUGCAGUUCGCCGCCAGCCAGCUGAUGAUGAAGGAGGGCCUGACCCAGGUGAUCGUGAACGACGAGGGGACGCACUACAUCGUGACGGAGCUGGACCACGCCACGCUGCAGGUGGAGGGGGCGGUGUACGCCCCGGGCGGCGAGGGGGCGGAGGGUGGAGACGGCUCAGAGCAGCCUCUGGAAGGGCUGGUGGUGUACUCUGAAACCUCCUGUCAGGACCCCGUAAUGGAGCAGUGAAGGAGAUGCCCAAGACGGAUAGUCUGAAGACCUCAAGUUUGCACUCAAAAGGAAACUAGGGCAGUUCUAUGAGAAGACACAACACAGGAAAAGUGCUUGAUUGGUGGUCCCCAAGCCUUUGUAUAGCAGGCUUUUAAGAGCAGUAGAUCUAGCGUAUGGUACAUACAUCCAGCUAAAUGUUUUCCCUGCAAUUCCUUUUCAAAUAAUUAUCGACCUUUAUUCUUGAAAACACACAUGAAUCUCAAGCUUCAAUUAGAUGCACAUAUUAAAUGGUAAUGAUUAGUUGAACUGCUGAUCAUUUUUCAGAGAACAGCCCCAGGUUUCCUUGAAGCGCCAUGUUUUCGCUCUGGUCUUUAUUCUCCCGCAGUAUGUUAUGCAAUCGUGUUGGAUUCUACUUUUGAUGGUAUCUCCAGGCUAUUUUUCCCCCGUAUUUAAUUGCUUCUUUGAUGAAUAACUCAGGCUAACUUUAAUUUCUGUGGUAUGGCAGAACUUGAAAAAAUUAGACAAUUACACAGGGAAAUGACCAUAUUCGCGAAAGGAACGAUUAGGAAUUAGCUGAUAAUUUGGUUUACAAGCAUAUCAGGAUGCUACCAAUGCAAGAAUAAUCACUUGAAUAUCUACAUGUAGAGAUGCAUGGUUUUACCAUU
Molecule: messenger RNA, 6079 nt
Organism: Megalops cyprinoides (Indo-Pacific tarpon)
Lineage: Eukaryota; Metazoa; Chordata; Actinopteri; Elopiformes; Megalopidae
Gene: znf407
Product: zinc finger protein 407
Exons: 9
Coding region: 132-5432 (1766 amino acids)
Biological process (GO): regulation of gene expression
Cellular component (GO): nucleus
Molecular function (GO): zinc ion binding; nucleic acid binding
Source: RefSeq, a predicted model, not a curated record